Molecule: messenger RNA, 772 nt
Organism: Fomitopsis serialis
Lineage: Eukaryota; Fungi; Basidiomycota; Agaricomycetes; Polyporales; Fomitopsidaceae
Exons: 2
Coding region: 97-702 (201 amino acids)
Source: RefSeq, a predicted model, not a curated record
CCUGUGGACCCCAACUUCAUCGUCUGGCACGACAUCCGCACACCCCGGUUACCGCCUAUCCACAACUUAUUCACGCUCCCUCCUCAAGACGCCACCAUGCUCCCCUGCCUAUGGCUGCUUCUUUUUCUCCUCGAAGCGGUCGCCUUCGUCGGAAUCCUGAAGACCUUGGAGUAUGCGAAUUUGAAGGCGGAGUGGCAACGAAUAUUGGACCGGAGUGCGCCUAUAUUCCUCCUCGAGAAGCCCACCUUCAACAUAUACUUUCUGUCAAAGGACGUCGUCUAUGAGAACCCCGGGCCGGCACCGGAAUCGUCGGUCGCAUAUCCUCCAGGAUUCUUCUUAGAGCAUCAAUACUCGGCUCUCCCCGAAUUCGACCACGCCGUGCAGCCAGACAGCCCUGUAGCCUCCAACCUACGCUCCGCACCUACGUGGCUGUCCGAGUGGCGCGGUAUUAUAGAGCUCAUCGUGAUCGGCUCGAUUAUCACGGUGUGCAUCGUGAUUGUCGGUAAGAUGAUAUUGAAAUUGGGGUUGCAGCGACAACGGAUGGUCCUGGAAGAGCGGGCGAGGGAGAGGCAGAGAGUACGAGAGCAGCGCCGGGCAGGCCCAUUGCGAGUACGAACACGGUCCGGGGAACCUUUGCCGUUGCAGGACAGUCAUGUCCGCGUCGAAAGGGUAGCCCCCGCGGAGGCAAGCAGGGCAGGCUAGCUCCAGCAACGUCCUCGCCAGUAAGUCUCGGCACAGUUUGUCUGAUUUUCGUAUGAUUGACGAGUCCUGC